CUACCCUCCAUACUAGCAGGAAUAUUUUAGAGUUGAUUAUCCUCACUCUAGUUCUCCUCCUUCAGAAUCAAGUGAAAAUGCUGCAAGAAAUUCUGGUGGUUGUGAAAUUCUUUGGGAUUCCUCACUACAAAAUGAAAAUCAAGAUACUGGGUUCUUCUCAGAAGAAGGUAACUCCCACCCCCAGAUGACAUCAUUAUCCACUACUCCAGUGGACACACCUACCUCAGGGCAUGAAGGUGUCCAGUACCAAAUCAGUGCAUCCAGUCUAAGUAUACUUGAAGGUGGAAAAACUAAACAUCAGAUUCAGUCAAUGACAAGCCUCUCCAACAAGCAGUUUGAUCACUUUGAAAUAGUACUAGCCAGACCCAACACUCCUGAAGGAGCACAGCCUGAUAGAAACUCCCCCUCACUAGUGACCGGACGUCAUAUCAACAGGCCAAACCAGACUGACCCAGUGGAAGUGGAUGUUGUCCUAGAAAAUAGUCAAGGAAUUGAUGGAGCUGUAGAACAUUAUGAUGCCACAGAAAAUAAUGGUCUCCUGGAAGAAACGAAACAGGUAACAAUGUGCUGUUGUGCAACAGUUAUUGUGCAAUAAUUAAAUAAUUAUCUGAAAAGAAGGAAAAGCCAAUCAAACCAUGUGGCUUCUGUCUGGGUCUCAGAAAUCUACAGUUUGCAAGAUUUAUAUGUUGAUUGUUUUGUCUAGGGGUCAAAAUUCAAGUUAGCUUGUAUGAGAUGUAAAAUGAAAUACUCAAUUAAAAGUCAGCUGAUUGUCUUCUACCUGAACUGGAUUCAUUUGUGUAGAGAUAACAUAUUUGUACAAGUAGUUGUAGAAUUUUAGGCUGUGUGGGCCUUAAAACUCCUAUCAUUAAACUGCUUUAAUUGAACACAACAAAAUCCUCAGGUUUGAUUUAAGACUUGAAAGUGUCCUAUUUACUCCAGAAUUGUCUGGAACACAUGAGAAUUAAUCAUAUAUUAAACCAUAAUUUGUUAUAUUUUAGGUGCUUGAAUGUAUUUCUUAAACUAAGACUGUAUCAUCAUGACUUUUUUUCAGAAAUUAGAAUCCUCAGAGAAAAGUGUCCUGUAUUUAACAAAGGUAAGUUGUGUAUGAAUCAAUAGAGGAUUUUUAAAUAUUCAAUAGAAAUUUUAAUUGAGUGAAUGGUCCAACCUGUUUCAAAAUUUUUUUUGAUAUUUGUACUGUUGCCAAAAGCCAUUAGAGAAAAAGAUCUGCAUAACAUGCCUCAACCUUAAUCUGUGUAAUUAUUAAAGCUUUAAAUAGUGGUAAUGCCUUUUUCCCAAGUGUUUGGAAGAAGCUGCUCAUGUCAAAGAGAAAUAAAGGAUUUCCUUAUAGUGUUUGCACAAUAACUUUUCUUUAGCUGUAGUUAUUUCUAGCUUCAUAUUUACAUAAUACACAGUUUGCCACAAAAUCUUUGUGUAGUGACACUUUCCCCUCUAUUCUUUAUUUUGUUUUAUUUAAUUUGUUAUUGGUUGCCAUAUAAAGGUUUGAAAAAUGUAGUGAAAUGUUGAUUGUUUAAUAAUUUUUACUUAAACGCAGGUAUUUCUUCUACUUAAUUAUAAUAUAAAGGCAGUCAAUUGCAUUCAAACUCUACAAACUUAGGGUAUUGGAUGAUAGAAGAAUUGAGAGCACAUCAUGGAAUGGUCUUAUUUUGAAUUGCCUAACUUGAUAUUGUAAUCAUUUCAUCAGAAAUUAAGAGAAAAAGAGUCAUGUUGCCAAACUCUCAGGGCAGAUCUGUUCCAGUCGAGGCAAACUUUGAAGGUAUGUCAAGAGUGAGGAGUUGAAGAGGCUAAAGGGAGCUAUUCAAGGCAGUUUUAAGUGCUUUUUAUGUUUAGACUCAUUGUAAUAGCCAGUUAUUUGUUGAUAACUCCAGAUGGCCAGGAGGUGAAAGGUGUCUUCACUGGCUUGAAAUGUCUCUGACCUUAAAAUGAUUUAGCAAUGGUUAUUUACAGUAGAUCUGUAUAUUCUAUUGUGUUACAUUAACUAGUAGAUGUGGGAGCAGUCAGUCUUUGAGUUUCGUAUUCAUUAUCACCACAAAACUGUGACUGCUGUGUAUACUCUUUUAAUUAUGACUGGUUUGUUCUAGGAAUCCAGGCAGCAGUGUGCCAAUUUAAAGGUUUUCAGUGAUCAUUUGCAGGAAGAAAAUCAAGAGGUAAGACAAAGCAUCAUACAGUCAAGCAGAAAGACCACCUGUUUAGAUCCUUAGCAGAUCCUGACAUUAACAUUUGGCUCUCAGUUAAGGAACUUUCAAUCAUUUCUGAAAAUCCUUUAGUGGAAUUGUUUUUGAAAGUAGAUGCUGUAAUUACUGUUCCUUUUUGCUGAAAAAUACUAAGGAACCAAAGUCAUAGAAAAAAAUGAGAAUUAUACCAAUUAUUGUCACUGCUUCAAAGAAUCAUCAAUUAAGCUUCUAUAUAAUGUUUCAGAUGGAAAAGAAAUACUACAUUACUGCUUUAAUCAGUGCUUGUUGAUGUUUAAUCUACAUUUAAGUAGGCUUAUUUCUGAGUGAAAUUUAGUUUAUUUAGAUAGGUAUUCAGUCUUUAUAUUUACUUAGUAUUGCUUCUAUUUACUUAAAAUUAGUCCUCCCAAAUGUAAUAUGAGACAGCUUUCUUAAAGGUAUUUUUAAGUGGUUUAAGACUAUUGAUAUUAAUAAGACUGAUUGUCUAAAGUUAAGGUGAAGGUGAAGUUUGCCAUCUUAAAAACUAUUAUUUCUUUUCUUUCAGCUGAGGAGAAGUUUGGAGGAACAGCAGCAUUUGUCAUAUAGGAUACUUGAGGUUUGGUUUGCACUUUGAUUACUUCAGUAUUGAGCUCUGAAUAUUAUUCACUGAUUUACGACAUGUGAAUCUGGGUGUGGACUUAAUUAUCACAGCACUUCACAGGAAUCAACAUUGCUUGAAAGAUUUCUAGUGAAAUAUUUGCCUACAUUUGAGUGAGUGUUUUUUGUAUGUUUGUUUGUUUGUCAGGUUGUCAAUGUUGUUUUUGUGCUGUCUAAUCACAGCUCAAGUUAUGCCUGGCAAAAUAGUUUUUACUAGCAAAGUGUAUCUUUGAUGCAUAAUUGUUGCAGAAGCGACCUUUUAACAUUGGGAGGCAAUUUCUCUCUUGACAUAUCAUUCCUUGUGGUUCUCUGUUUUCUUUCCCAGUUUGACUGUGCUGGAGUGAUAUCACUCCCUGAAAAAAACUUUAAAACUCUAGAAAUUAAUAAACAUGAAACAUUUACACAUGUAAUAAUUGUUUCAGGACAAUCGCCGGUUGUGGUUAUUAGUAGCAAGGCGAGCCAGUGAUGUUGCAUCUGAAGGAAGCAGGGCAGCUUUAGAGGAGGACAAUGCGUCAGAUAGAAGCGUAAGUGCAAUUUUUAACCGUUCUGUGAUUUAAAAAGUCAUGGCUCUAGUACAUCAAUGGUUGCAUUUGGCAUCAAAGCAGCUGGUGUUGCAUAAAAUCCAAGCUGCGUGAAGUUACCAUAUUUGAUAUGUACUUUAAACCUUGGAAUCUUGUUCAUACUGAUGCUAAUAUAGGACCAUGUUGUUACUUUUUGCCAAGAGUACCUUGAGCUUGAAGAAGCAAGGUUAUGUAUUCAUUAUGAACUUUGGUAUUGAGCUGGAUCUAGACUUCUUUUACUGAAUUUCUGAGUGCUAUAAUGUAAAAGCUUUUUACAUUGAUGAUUACUGAUGUCUGAUUUGUGUGUAAGUUUUUUCUUUGUUUUUUUUGUUUUGUGUAAUGUUUCUAUAAUUUUGUUUUUACAUUGAAGAGGAUCCAUCAAAUGGACCAAGGAAGUGAAUGUUCUCAGACCCAAAUAGCAAAUCUGAGAAGAGAGAGUCAAGAACUUUCUGAGGUACUUUGUGUGUGAUUGCUUUGGAUAAACUUAAUAAACAUUUGUUGUCACACUCAUUUACUUUAUUCACUUAUUCUCCAUAUAAAGCAAAAGGUCAAGUGAAAAUAAAUCACAAAAUGCUUACUGAUUUGAUGCACUUAGAAAUGUAACAGGAUAUUGAAAAGUGAAACUAUAUAUAAAUAAAUUUGCAUACCAACAUUUGCGGUUCUAGUUCUCAGGAAAAUAUCCAAACAUAUGUGUUCACUAACUCAACUAAUCAUUUACUCAUCAAGUUUCAUAUACUGCAAUACGAUAAAGAUUAUGAUGUCAUGGUAACAUUGUGAUUCAAGUGAACAUUUAAUUUACAUUUUGAGAUGAAUAGAAAAUGUUAGGAAAAUGUUAGGCAAAUAAAAGUUUGUCUGGAUAUUUUAUUCAGACACACCUACUGUAAAAACAUUUUAACAUCAGCAGAUGUAUACACUCAAUUUCAAGAAACAUUGACCCUAAAAAGCGCAAGCAAUGAGCUUUUGAUAACCACAAUUAAUUUAGUUGCACGCUGUAAAUAAUAGAAACCAUCUACACUCUCUUGAAAAAAAAAUUAUUAUAAACAAAGAUUUUUUUGUGAGUAAUGGAAAUAAAGCAUUGAUUAUAUGUAACUGAAAUAUUUUCACUCUUUCUUGUAUUUCAGGACUUGAAUGUAGUAGAAGCUGGCGAGGAGAGUGAUGAUGGUGAAGAAGUAUUUGAGGAUGCUCUGGAUCAUUUGUGAUUGGUGUAAAUCUGGAGAGAAAGUUUACCUGCUCAUUCUUAGAUGGUUUGACAUCUGAAUUUUGUUGUGUAACUAAAUGUCAAUUGGUCUUUGAAUUGCAUUUGAAAUCGGUGACAACUUUUUCUAUGUGAGAAGUCAUGUGCUGUAAAAAGUAGGCAAAGUUAGCUGAAUUUUAUAAGGGUUAUUACAUCAUGCGAGCAACUUUUGUGAGUGCUCAUGCUUUUUAAAAUUGUUUGGUGAAUAUAAUUUUUUAAUGAUAUUGAAAAUGAUGGUGAAUGUCUAUUUAAGGUGUUGCUAUGUAGAAUAAUUAGUUGUAUGCAACGAGUAAUUUUUCAUAUGAAACAGUUGGCCUUUCCAUACAAAGCUGCAAGAGGAAAAAGAAUAGUAGCGUAUGCACGUUUGUGCCAAAAGUCCUAAUGCAAGAAGCAGUCGUGUCUUCAUUUGUGAUUUUCCAAAGUUUCCAAGAAGUUUUCUCUAUUGUAUAUUUUGUAGCUACCCCUUUAACGCAAUCUCCGUAAAGUGGAUUAUGUACUUUUAACUGUUUAUGAUAAUUUAAAUAUUCUAUUAGAUUUAGUGUUGUUUACAUCAGUAUUUAUAAGCUGAGGUUUUUAUAACGUUCAGAAUCACUUUUUCUAGAUUUUCCUACAAACUCAUUCCAUGAAUUCAUUUUAUUACAUGGUGUAUCACUUAAUUCUCAAACUUAUUCCAUGAAUUCAUUUUAUUGCACUAAGUGUAUCAUUUAAUUCUCAAACUUAUUCCAUGAAUUCAAUUUAUUACACUAAGUGUAUCACAUAAUUCUCAAACUUAUUCCAAAAAUUCAUAUUAUUACUCAGAGUGUGUCACUUAAUUCUCAAAUUUAUUCCAUGAAUUCAUUUUCUUACACUGAGUGUAUCACUUAAUUCUCAAACUUAUUCUAUGAAUUCAUUUAUUACACUGAGUGUAUCACUUAAUUCUCAAACUUAUUCCAUGAAUUCAUUUUAUUACACUGCAUGUAUCACUUCAUUCUCAAAGGCAUGCAUUAUUUACAUUCGAUGUAAAAUUUUACUGAAAAGCUGAGGUUUUCAGUGCUUCUUUUCCUGGCCUUGGAACAGAAUAAUUAUGGUGGUUGACGGAAAAAGUUAUUGAAUAUUGAAUAUGAUGAUUUAUUUUAUCUGACUCAAUUUAUUUUUGACGAAUUCUUCAAAUUAAUUUCAACUAGGGAUCGGCCAUUAUUUAUCUCUUGGGGCGGGGGGUGGGGAUCAGAUCACGUUCAAAAUGGUGAGAGUUAUUUUAAUAACUAACAAUAUUAGGAUUGUAAAGGGAGGAUUAAUAAUGAUAGAAAAUAAUAUUUAUAAUUAAUAAUUAAUCAUGAUAGAUAAAUAAUGAUGCAAUUGAUAAUGAUACAAAGUAGUCAGGCUGGAAAAUAGUUAAGUAAUAUAUUUGAUAUGCAGUCGUGUGUUCGCAGAGCCAAUAAGAAUUUCAAAAGCAGUUUUCAGGUUAUCAUUCUAUUGACCGACUGAGAGAGAAAACGACACUUUCUCUCUCUUCUACUAGAUUUUUACUAAGUGAUUGGAAAAGGAUCAGGCUUCCUUAGGAAAUUAACCGAACGGAAAUAGAAACAUGUCGUUGUCUUGACAAUUUAAAUUCGACAGAAGUAUUGGCCAAAGUGCGUGACUGUAUACCACUAAAUUAUCAAAAAGACUUACGUACUGUGCAAAGGUUAUUAUAUGUCGUAGCUCGACAAAAAAAUCAAGCUGUCAUUUUGUAGAUGCGAUGUUUAAAAACAUUAAAAGUAUUUAAUUUACCUCUGUUGUUCUAUGUGUGCUGCUCUUAAUCCUGACCAGUUUGUAUCUGGAAUCUGGAAUUAUCCAUCGGACUAUUUAGGAGAAUAAAAAAAAAACAGUUAUCCACAUUUAGACAAUGACUAAUGCUACUCGGAAUAAAUCACUUACUAGGAGUGCUGAACCGGCUGCUUGAAUCAGCAAUUGUCACGAUGUCCUGUUGCAUUAAGUAAGCCAAACCCAAAAGUCGUCCAUAUGGUAAUACAUCAUUCCAACAUUUUGUCGUCAGCCAUUGUAUCUAUAUGGCAUUCAGCCAUGACGUUUAUGCUAUCGUGGCUUUGAAAAAGCCACAAACUCUCCCCAGCCUCCUAACGACACAGAUGUAAUGAGAUGCCUUAUAUGAACGAGACUGACAAGAAGGAUUAAAUGAGGAGCACACAGAAGAUAGAGAAAGUUCAGACAGACAGACGUUAUUCUGACAGCGCGCGCGUUAUUUGUAUUUUGCACUGGUGUACUCGUGUUACAUGAAAAAUGCACUCGUUUUCAGCCAAUCACAUGCGUGUCAUUUUGUCGAGUAUAUCAUUAUUGCCUAUUCAAAUUUACUUUGGUGGACCCAUCCUGAAGUUGAAUUUGAGAAGUGUCUGCUGAAACUCCCCCAUGAGACCAUCAUCAUCAUCAUUACUGCUAUUUUUACAAAUUGUGUAACUGUCAUAUGAUAUUCAAACAUUCACAGUCGUUCACUGUUAUUAUUAUCAUUCUAUUAAUAUUAUUAUGAUUAUUGUUCGAACGUAUAUUUAGUCACUAUAUUCUUGAGUAAUCUUUCUGUAGUGGAACAGGUUACUCCUCAAUAGAACUGACCUACCUAUCCAAAAAGAUAGGUCUUUCCUACGUAGCAUGCCAAUGUUUUUAUUUGAGAGAGAAAUUUAGUCUCUUGGCCCCGGUUGCUUGAAGAUUGGAUAACACUAUCCACUGAAUAAAUCUUUACCCGGUGGAUAACACUCUACGUUUUGCUAUCACUUAUCCGCUGGAUAGCGAUUUAUCCGUCGGAUAGCGUUAUCCACCCUAUAUACAACUGGGCUCAGGACCGUAGAAUGUGAAGACUCUAUGAGGUGUGAACCUCAGGUAUUUCUUCAAUAUUCAACAUACUCUUAGAAGUAGGGUUAUUAUGCUUGUUUAACUCCAAGAAAAAAUACUAGCAAAAUUAUUUUGUUUCUUGGUAAAUGUGUGUUUGUAGGGGAUCGUUGUAAACAUUAUCUAGGGGGUUAGGGGAUACGUAAGCUAAGUGAAGUCGUACCCUCUCCCCCCCUCAAGGUGAAACGGAAGCGAGGGGACCGUUUCACCUUAGGCAGGGGGAGGCUUCGGCUACACGUAGGCUAGAGGAUACGCAUCAACGAAAACUCAACUAACAAUAUCACAACUCAAAAUUAAACCCCUACGAAUGCAUUAGAUGGCACUAAGGUGCUUUGAAGCCAUGGGGUUACUGAUUGAAAUCUGCUUGCGUAUUAUAACUCCCUUCAAGGGAACGUGCUCGUGUUUUCUGGCUUUCCUCUCCAAAUCAACCAGGAACAGGUGCCAGACUGGCCUCGCCAGAGUAUUGUGAUAAGAGUACUGGAAGGAAUAGCAUGAUAGAUCCUAAUAUCUUUAAAGUGGUUAAAUUUCCAUCUUAAAUGGAAGAAUGUCAAACCAAAAAAACAGCCAUUCAGAAAGGUAAAUACCCAAGGCUUCAGGCUCUCUUUCUCUUAAUCUAUUUCCCGCUCAUUUCCCGCCAAAGAAUUCGCCAAUCACUAAGGCAAAUAGUGACGUAACUGUACUGGUUUCAAAGUUCAUUACGAAGGAAACGCCAUUUUGAGUUAUCCGGUCGUGAAAUUGUGGGCACAAUUGAUUUCAUCCGGUUCGGGAUUGUUUUCAUUGGUUCGAUUAACUCAACACUGUUAGGAUAUGCUAGAGUCUUAACCGAGUAAACGCUAUUUGAAGUCAGAGUAAAGGCAGUUAAGUUCCUACGCACUUUCAUCAAUCGGUAUGUAUCUUUCCAAUUUUACCGUGUGAGAAAAUGUUGAAGUUUUUACUGAUAAUUCGAUAUCAGCUGUGUGCUUCUAUAACUAAGACCUGUAUAUGCAUCUGCCUAUUUGUAUUUUCGGCCCCCCAAAAGUUCAAUAUACAGAAGUGAACGCAACCUAAUUUAAUAUUCGAUCGCAUGCUGUAAUACGAAUAUUAAAUAAGCAUGUUUCGUCAACGAACUGGUAUUAAGUGCGCUAAGUACCGUGCAAGCCUUUUUCGAGUAAAGGAAAACAUCUUGAAAACUACUUAACAUAAGAAUACUUGAGAAUAACCAUGUGAAUUUUUAGAGAUACUCUGUGAAAAUGGGUGAAACGUGGGAAUAUUUUGGAAGUGCGUUUGUCAAUAGUUGUUUACAAGGACACAGAUUAUUCCAUAGAAAGUGCGCACGAACGAUUCUUAUUUACGAUUCUUAUUUACGAGUUGCGAUGCUUAAAAAAGAAAAACAAAAAAUAAAAAAAACGAAGAAAUGAGUUUUUUCGAUCCAUCGCACGAGUGAGUGGAAAUCGUUCAAGUAAUUUCCAUUGAUGUUUUGAUUUCAUACAUAUUGAGAUUUUUCUCUUGACGACUGGAAGCCAUUUAAUUGCAAAGCAGAUUUUACUACAAACACCACUAAAUCCGCGCGACAUUCAGUCGCUGUUGACAAUGUAUUUUCACAGUCGGAUUCACUUCUGAUUGGUUGGUUGUAUAUUUGUUAUGAAUUAAUUUAGUGUGGGCUUUUUUUCAUGUGUAAAUCUCAGCAUGAAUGAAAUAAAUUCAAGAUUGCCAUUUUUUGUGUACAUGUUCCAUGCAAAAUCAAUAAGUCAUUUGUUUUUCAUCCAGAUGGAAAAGUUCAAUCUGUAACAAAUAUCAAUGGACACUCUCGCGUUGUAGUUUGAAAUUCAAUUGAGUUGCAAUUAGUUUCCUAUUGUUGGUAUUAUGUCUUUAACGAGAACUUACUGUAUUUUGUUUAGAAAUGGAAUCGGAUGAUAGGCGACAUUUGGAUGUUUCUCCCACCUUGAAAGCAAAAUUGUUGGAGCUUUUAGAGUCGAAAAAACUUCCUUUGGAGGAACUAGCCCAAGCCUUGUACAUUCAUGAUACCUCUCCUUAUGCAACAGUUGCUGAUCUUGUUAACCAGUAUGAAAGCAGAAAUCAAGCACUGACAUUAGAAAAAUGGAAGUUCAUUUUUAAGAAGCUGCAUUUGUCCAAGGAACUUGAAGAUCUUUUGGCUGUGGAUCAGAGUGUAAUGAUGAUUGGUCCAACAGCUGUGGGUGAAGUAAACUGCAGUGGGUCACUACCAGCAGAGAAGUCUCUGCAAGGAACUCAACCUAGUCAGGACUUAGUUGAACCAAGAGGUGUUCCUUUACAAGAUAAGCCUUUUCUUUGUGUGAAUGGUGAGUUUACCUCGUAGUUAAAGAAAAAUCAUGUGUUUCUCAAUGUGUUACUAUGAACUAUAUAUAUAUAUAUGUGACUGCAAACAUGCCUUCAUUUUGACAAUGAUCAAAUGUGCUAUUUAAAGUGUUCCUUUACCUUUCGCCUCUUGGUGCCUGAGUGGUGUAAAGUGAUAACGUCAGCAUUAAAUAUUUUGUUGCCAGUUGAAAAGUUGCUUCUUUAUUUUCCACAAAUCUGGUCUUAGUGCAAUGUAUUGAUAAAUAUGAAGUAACUUCUUGAAAUUCUGCACCUGCAUUUAAAAGGAGUGGUCAUGUAUGUACAUUCAGAAUGUGUGUCAUAAGAUGGAGGUGUUCGAUGACAACAGACUUUGUUUAUACAAGUUUCAUCCUUUUUUCUCAAGAUCAGAAACACUAGACAAUAUGAGGUACUCUUGAAUUUGACUCAUUUACAGUUAACUGAAAAACACACAAAAAUCUAGUUGCCGAGGUAGCAACCAAACCAGAACUUUUAGCAUUUGGUUGCAAUCUUGAGCCCAGCUUUUGUCUAACUUGGAAAUCUGCAUGGUGCUAUAUAUCUUACUUCUUAUCAAUAUUCCAUCAGUAGUCAACCAAAGGUUGCAGGUUUUAUGUACAUUCAUAUAACACCCAUCUUGGUUAUUCAGCUGUAACGUAUUUUGUAAUUUUAAAGGAGAACUGAAGCCUUUUGAUUGAAACAUUUUUAAAUUACAGCUUAGACUUCAAAUGUAAAUGCUUGAACUUUUUGUCAGCCUUUGGGUCCAACUUCACCUCAAAAAAUAGUUUUAUAUGUGCCUUAUUUUGACCUUGUAGAACCACAACACAGAAUUUAUUAAUUUGCCCUGAAAGACUUAAACUAACAUGAAAAACUAUUUGAUUAAUUAGUAAAUUGUUAGGGGAUUUCAUUUGUUCAUUGCAUGUUAAAAAAAAACAUUUUUUUUUUACUCUAACAGAAUAACUGUAGAUAUAAGACUUAUAUGAUUGCAUAUUAAAGAUUGUGAGUAAUAUUAUCAAAACUUUUCUACAUUGUUCAUGUACAUAUUGAGAAUUUGCUGUUUUAUGUUACUUAGUUCUUGUGAUACAUGUUCAUCUGGGAAUCUUUAUUAUGAGCUUAAUGUUUCAUUUCACUCUCAUGUAUGUACUCUUAAGUAUUCAUCUUCUUUUGCUCCAGAUCCUUCCUUAAAAUUGCCAGUAGUUAACCCAAGGGCAAGAGAAGGAGCCAUCCCAAAAACUAAACAGCCUCAGCCUCCACCCAGCACUGUUAAGCCUGACGUUGGGGAGAGAAUGUUGAUUGGUGCACCUGGAAGUCAGUCUGAUUUGAAUCUACCCUCCAUGCCAGGGGAAGAUUUUGGUGAUAAAUGUCCUCAAUCCUGGAGUCUCCACUCUCCAGAGUCAAUUGAAAGUGCUGAGUGGAAUGCUGCUGAUUGUUCAAUUCUUUGUGAUUCUUCAGUACAAAAUGAAAGUCAAGAUACCGGGUUCUUCUCAGGAGAAGGUAACUCUUGCACCCAGACAACAUCAUCAUCAUCCACUGCUCUAUUGUACACACCUGCCACAGGGAAUGAAGAAUAUCAGGACCAAAAUGGUGCCUCUACUGUUAUACCUGAGCCGGGAAAAGCUAAACAUGGGAUUCGAUUGCUGCCAAGCCUCUCAGAGGAUUCCCAAAUGCAGCCUGGUCGUUCAAGAACCCCAGCUAUACUCACUACUCCUGAAAGAGCACAAUCCAAGCUCAGUCCUUCUACUCCAGAUUCUUCAUUAACAAACAAAGAGAAUGACCUGAGAGCAAGGGAAUACCAAGGAGCCAUUCCAAAAAGGAACUGGUAUCAGCCCUCACACAGCACUGUUACGCAUGAUGUUAGGCAGGAUAGUGAGUCAAAUUUAAAUCUACCCUCCAUACAAGCAGAAGAUUUUACGGGCGAUUAUCCUCAAUCUAGUUCCCCUCCUCCAGCAUUGAUUGAAAAUGCUGCAAGAAAUUCUGCUAGUUGUGAAAUCUUUUGUGAUUCCUUGUUACGAAAUGAAAAUCAAGAUACUGAGUCCUCCUCAGAAGAAGGCAACUCCCUCUUCCAGAUGACAUCAUUAUCCACUACUCGAAUGGAUGCACCUGCCUCAGGGCAUGAAGGUAUUCAGCACCAAAACAGUGCAUCUGCCACUGUACCUGAAGGUGGAAAGCUAGAUCACUGCAAAAUAACACCAGCCAGACCCAACACUCCAGAAGGAGCACAACCUGGUAGAAAUUCCCUCUCACUAGUGACUGGACGUCAUAACAACAGGCCAAACCAGACUGGCGAAGAAGAUGACAGAGCUGUAGAACAUUAUGAUGCCACAGAAAAUAAUGGUCUUCUGGAAGAAACAAAACAGGUAAUAAUGUGCUGUUGCACUUACACAAUAAUUUAAUCAUUAUCUGAAAAGAAGGAAAAGCCAAUUAAACCAUGAGGCCUUUGUCUGGGUGUCAGGAAUUUACAGUUUGUAAGAUUUAAGACCAUAAGCAGCUGAAUGUGUUAUUUUUAGGGACUCACACAUAUAAUUAUGUUGAUUGUUUUCCUGGGGGGUCAAAGUUAGGUUGUGUGAGAUGUAAAAUGAAAUACUCAGUUAUAAGUCAGCUGGUUGUCUUGUGUCUGAACUGAAUUCACCUGUGAGGAGAUAGACAAGUGUAUUUUAACAAUAGUGUGGAAUUUUAAUGCAGUGUGGGCCUAAAAAUUCAUAUCUUCAUGAAACUGCUGGAAUUUAACACAAAAUCCCUAGGUUUUAUUAAUACUUGAAAGUGUCCUAUCAAUUCAAAAAUUGUCUGGAAGACACAAUAAUAAAUCUUAUAUUAAAACAUAAUUUAUUAUUUGUAAGAUGCUUGCAUUUCUUAAACUUAGACUGUGUCAUCAUGACUUUUUUUCAGGAAUUAGAAUCUUCAGAGAAAAGUGUCCUGUAUCUAACAAAGGUAAGUUGCGCAUAAAUCAAUAGAGGAUUUUUAAGUAUUCUGUUGAAAUUUUAAUUGAGUUUAUGAUCCAACCUGUUAUAAUUUUUUUAAAUAUUUGUACUGUUACCAAAAGAGAAAAAGAUCUGGAUAUCAUGCCUCAACCUUAAUCUGUGUAAUUAUUAAAACUUUAAAUAGUGGCAAUGCCUUUUCCCCAAGUGUUUGGAAGAAGCUGCUUGCAUCAAAGAGAAAUAAAGGAUUUCCUAAUAGUGUUUGCACAAUAACUUUUCUUUAGCUGUAGUUAAUCCUAGCUUCAUAUUUACAUAAUACACAGUUUGCCACUAAAUCUUUGUGUAGUGACACUUUUCCCCCCUUUUCUUUGCUAUAUGGAAUUGGCAGCAAUUGGUAAUUAUUUUGAAAUUAAUUUGUUUUAUUUACUUUGUUAUUGGUUGCCAUAUAAAGGUCUGGAUGAAACAUGUUGUGAAAUUUUGAUUGUUUAAUCAUUUUUACUAAAAAGCAGGUAUUUCUUCUACUUGUAAUAUGGAGGCAGUCAAUUGCAUUCAAUCAAACAUCAAUCAAAUACCAACUUAAGGUAUUACAUAGAUUAUAACAAAAAUGGAGGGCGCAUCAUGCAAUGGUCUUAUUUUGAAUUGCCUAACUUGAUAUUGUAAUCAUUUUAUCAGAAAUUAAGAGAAAAGGAGUCAUUUUGCCAAACUCUCAGGGCAGAUCUGUUCCAGUCAAGGCAAACUUUGGAGGUAUGUCAAGAGUGAGGAGUUGAAGAGGCUAAAGGGAGCUAUUCAAGGCAGUUUUAAGUGCUUUUUAUGUUUAGACUCAUUGUAAUAGGCAGUUAAUUAAUGGCAACUCCAGGGGGCCAGGAGGUGAAAAGUGCCUUCAUUGGCUUGAAAUGUCUCUGACCUUUAAAUGGUUUAGCAAUGGUCAUUUACAGUACAACUGUCUAUUCUAUUGUGUUACUGUUACUGUUACUAGUUGAUGUGGUGUAGUCAACCUUUGAGAUUUGUAUUCAUUAAUUAUUUCCACCUGUGACUUCUGUGUAUACCAGUUCUCUUUUAAUUAUGAUUGGUUUGUUCCAGGAAUCCAGACAGCAGUAUGCCAAUUUAAGGAUUUUCAGUGAUAAUUUACAGGCAGAAAAUGAAGAGGUAAGACAAAGCAUCAUACAGUCAAGCAGAAAGAACACUUGUGUAGAUCCUUAGCAAAUCCUAACAUUUUGGCUCUCAGUUAAGGAACUUUCAAUCACUUCCGAAAAUCCUUCAAUGGUUUUUCUUUUAAGUAGAUGCUAUAACAACUAUUCCUUUUUGUUGAAAAAUAUUAAGGAACCUAAAUUACAGGAAAAAAAAAAAAGAGAAUUAUACCAAUUAUUACAACUGCUGCAAAAAAAUCAUCCUUUAAGCUUCCAUAAUUAUAUCAGAUAAAAAGGAAGCACUAAAUAUUACUGCUGUAAUCAGUGCUCAUUGUUUAAUCUACAUCUAAAUAGCCUUACUUCCAAGGAAAAUUUAGUUUAUUUAGAUAGGUAUUCAGUCUUUAUAUUUAGUUAAGUAUUACUUGUAUUUACUUAAAGUUAGUCCUCUGAAAUGUAAUAUGAGACAGAUAUCUCAAAGUUAUUUUAGUUUAAGACUAUAAUAUUUAUAAGACUGAUCAUCUUAAGUUAAGGUGAAGUUGAAGUUUGCCAACUUAGAAACUAUUAUUUCUUUUCUUUCAGCUGAGGAGAAGUUUGGAGGAACAGCAGCGUUUGUCAAAUAGGAUACUUGAGGUUUGGUUUGCACUUUGAUUGCUUCAGUAUUGAGCUCUGAAUAUCAUUCUCUGAUUUACGACAUGAGAAUCUAGCUGUGGACUUAAUUAUCACAGCACUUCUCAGGAAUCAACAUUUCUUGAAAGAUUUCUAGUGAAAUAUUUGCCUACAUUUGAGUGAGUGUUUUUUGUAUGUUUGUUUGUUUGUCAGGUUGUUGAUGUUGUUUUUGUACUGACUAAUUGCAGCUCAAGUUGUCCCAGGCAAAAUAGUUUUUACUAGUAGCAACAUGUACCUUCAAUGCAUAGUCUUGUUGCACAAGCAACCAUUUAGCAUUGAGAAGCAAUUUCUCUCUUGACAUUCCUUGUGGUUCUCUGUUUCCUUUUCCCUAUUUGACUGUCCUGGAGUGAUAUCACUUCAAAAAAUAAAAACCAUUAAAACUCUAGAAAAUUAACCAAAAUUUAAUGUUUACACAUGUGAUAAUUAAUUGUUUCAGGAAAAUUGCAGGUUCAGGCUAUUACUGGCUAGGCAAGCAGGUGGUGUUGCUUUUGAAGGAAGCAGUGUAGCUGUAGGAGAGGACAAUGCAUCAGAUUGCAGCGUAAGUGCAAUUUUUAACCAUUUGAUGAUUUAAAAUGUCAUAGUUCUAAUACAUAAAUGGUUGCAUUUGGCAUCAAAGUGGCUAGUGUUAUAUAAUGUCCAAGCUGCUUGGCGUUACCAUACUUGAUCUGUACUUCAAACCAUGGAAUCUUAUUGGUAUCUUGGGCUUGAAGAGGCGAGGUUAUGUAUCCAUAAUGAACCUUGGUACUUAGCUUGAUCUAGAGUUCUUUUACCAAAUUUCUGGGUGCUGUAAUUUAAAAGCCUUUUAAAAACGUCAGGGUAUUCUUUCUUUGGCUAAAUUUAACAAUUAUUUUGUCUUUUUGAGCUGACUCUAGCUGCAGCGUUUUCUGAAUAAAUUAGUAAAUAUACCAACCUACAUUUUACUUCUUAGGAAUUUAUAGUCCUUAUAAAUGAAAUCAAAUAGUCAUCAACUCCUCAUUUCCAGAUAGAUAAUGUUGAAAUGUUUUUGUCUUUGAGCAGGAGGUUGAACCAGAAGCUGAUGAGCAGCCAGGUCCAUUUCCUUAUCACCAAGAGUCAGGUAAAUUUUCAGUUGUUAUACUGAGGUGAUUAAAUGUCAAAAAGAGCUGGGUAAACGUUUUUAAACAGUAAACUUAAUUUUCCAAGCUACUAGUUGUAAUUAUUCAGGGUAAUUAAUACAUUAUUAAAUUCUAAUAUGUUGAAGUUAUGAUGUGUUCAAAAUUAGAAAGACACUCACUAUUUUGGCCCAAUGCAAACAAGAGAAAGUUGAUGGUGACUUAGUUGUGGGGGUUCUGUAACAUGGAAUGAUCAGGGCUAUUGUUACUCCCCAGCAUAUUUCUAAGGCUUCUCAUGAGCUCAUUGGAGUGUAAGGCUCUGGGAAAAACUAUUGCACCUAUGUCUUCUGAAGGUUUUGUCACAUUCGUAAAACUAUGAGAGAAGUUUAAAAUUUAUUUAUAUGAUUUGUUUAAGACUUUGAAGAUUCCGGUGAUGACGAGUUCUUUGACGCACUAGACCACUGACUCCUGUUAAUGCAAAGUGAGAUACCAUGUUUGCCUCAGAUGGCAGUUUAUGGGCUGAGAAAAUAAGUUGAUGUUGUAAAUAUUUAAAAACUAGAUACAUACCUGUAGGUGCUUGUAAUGGUACAACUAGGCGUAGUCUACAUUCAGUUUUUUCACACAUUUCAUGUAGAAUUUUCGAUGUGAAAGGCAUGUGGAGAAUUUAACACACAGUGCUUUUACAUGCUUUUAAAUUAGUUCUUGAAGCCUCCGUGUGAAAAAAAGAUGUAAUUAUGCUUGUGCUCUAGAGCCUUGACAACAAUCUGUACAUGAGCAAACAUGAAUUUAACUCUUAGGCCUUAUAGGUAGUGCUUGUGUAACAUGUGCUAUUAGUUUUUGUUAAUAUUUGACACUUUGUCUAAUAGCUGUCAAAAGGUUUGGUGAUUUCUUGUACUCAAUCAUAGAUUAAUGGAUUGUGUGUGGACAUUUUUAAUAAUGGAAGAUCCUUCCAAAAAUUCUCAAUGAAAGAAAAAAAAUUAAUAGAUUCAUGGAAAAACACAAAAAUUAGCUUUUCCUCUACCGGAGACAUCAAUUUUAUCUUGCAAUUUGGCGAUUCCGUAGAUGAAUUGAAAUGUACAAUCAGCAUUCAAGAAAACUAGCAUCUGUAAUGGUGCGCUUUUCCAAUCUUCAGUCAUAAGAUGAUGAUAAUGUAUGAUAGGCAUAAACGUACAUGUAUGUCAAUUUUUGGUAACAUAUACCGCAUGAGAUUUUAGAAAAAAAAAUACAGUUAGCAUUAAAACGUUUCUUGAUUGAUCAUUUAUGAUAGAGAACAAAUGAAUAGUUAUUCAGUGACAUAUACCUAGUGAGAUUUUAGAGAAAAAUGCAGUUGACAUGAAAACAUUCUCUAAGUAAUAAUUUAUGGUAUAGGGUUAAUGAACUGAUAUUUGUAGAUAUAUUUAUGAUAGACAGUUAAGGGACAUUAAGGCAAAAGCCAUUUUGAGAAUAUUUUGAAAGUAAUAUGUUGACUUAUUUAGAGAGAACAUGAUUCUAUUUUAACGGCAAAAUUUUUCCAAUAGCCCUAGAACUAUUUUUAUCAAAAUAUAGUGUCUUAAGCAAUUGACUGUAUAAUUUUUUUCUCCUUUUAUAUUAUUUUAUUUUCAGUUUGUAACAAUUGAUAAAUUAAAUGUCGCAAGUGAAGAUGUAAAUUAUCGAAAUGUAAACCUUCGCUCUGACGUGACUGCAUACCACAAAUAGACAAGAGUUAUCAAAUCAGUCUUACGUUCUGUGAUUAAAAGGUUAAUGUAUGUCCUAGCUAGACGAAAAAUGAAGCUGUAUGGCUUAGAUGUGAUUUUGAAAACAUUAAAAUUAUUUAGUUUAUCUAUGUUGUUCCAUGCUUGUCUCUGUAAUCUAGUAUUAUCUAGGGAAAAAGUCUUCUUUAUCUAAAAUUCUUCCGUAUUAUUUGUCAAAAAUUAAUUAAUUGAAAUAAAUUAGGACUUCUUCAUUUACUUGAAGUUCUGAACCCCACUGUUCAAAUCAGUCACUAUGUCACGUUGAUUGCCUUCAGAAAAGACACAAACUCUUCCUUGUCUCCUAAGGACACAGAUGCCCGCACAGAUAAG
Molecule: messenger RNA, 17620 nt
Organism: Pocillopora meandrina
Lineage: Eukaryota; Metazoa; Cnidaria; Anthozoa; Scleractinia; Pocilloporidae
Source: the annotation of a GenBank genome assembly